AUGCCCCAGCCUGCCCCUCGGCCCGAGCCCUCGACUUCCAAGGUUCCAGAUACUCCCGUUAAGUCACAAGCACCUAUGCCCAGCUUCAGUCCUGCGCCCAAGCCUGCCGAUCCAGUUCAAAAGCAUCCAUCGGGCGAAGACCAGGCCUACCUCUCUUCUGGACCCGACUAUCAAGCUGCUAUACUGUUCCAUCACAACGCCGUUCGUGCGAAUCACGAUGCAGCUCCACUGAGCUGGGACUCCGCCUGCGAGACGAAUGCGCGCAUUGCUGCCAGCAGGUGCGACUUUGAGCACUUCACCCCACAGGGCGCCGGCCAAGGUCAAAACUUGUUUGUUGUCUCUGGCGACGCAUUCAACGUUACGGCGGGCAUAUCGGAGACCUGGUACCAUGGCGAGCUUCCCCAUAUGACACCUUGGUUUGGCAAGAGUGACCUACCUCAUGAGGUCUUCGAGAAAGUCGGUCAUCUUACACAGAUGGUGUGGAAGGACACCACCAAAGUCGGAUGCGUCUCUCUUGACUGUGGCGGGGCCAUGACUGUCAAUGGCAUAGGUUCGGCCAUGAACAAGUACACAGUCUGCAAUUACGCUCCGUCGGGUAACUACAAAGGCCGGUAUGCAGCGCAAGUCGCCCCUCCUAUCCCAUCUGCCAACUUUAUCGGCUGGGCAGACUAG
This is a messenger RNA of Alternaria ethzedia, 672 nucleotides long. RefSeq lists its product as uncharacterized. The transcript has a single exon. NCBI's taxonomy places the organism in Eukaryota, Fungi, Ascomycota, Dothideomycetes, Pleosporales, Pleosporaceae. Bases 1 to 672 code for a protein of 223 amino acids. The record is from RefSeq and is a predicted model, not a curated record.